AAAGCAACUUACUAUUAUCAGUUAAAAUUUGCUCUACCACAAAGCAACUUCCAAACUAAGAAUAAACAAGAUGUUCAAAUACUUCGCUCUCGUUUUCGUCGCUCUCUUCGCCUUCGCCGCUGCCGAGCCUAAACCCGCUGUGGUAGCUGCACCAUUCGCCUACUCAGCUCCUCUGGUCGCCUCUCCCUACUCCGCUGCCUAUGCUGCCCCAUAUGCCGCUUACGCUGCCGCUCCCUAUGCCGCCUACGCUUCACCUUACGCUUCACCCUACGCCGCCUACUCCGCUUACCCAUACAGCGCCGCCUAUGUGCUCCGCAAGUAAAUGAAAAGUAGCGGAUGAUCUGUGAUAACUAAAUUGGAUUUGAUUGGCAAUGAAAGUGAAAAUUUUAUUUGGCAUUGAAAAUAAAAACAAAACCGAAGAACAUA
Molecule: messenger RNA, 426 nt
Organism: Bactrocera oleae (olive fruit fly)
Lineage: Eukaryota; Metazoa; Arthropoda; Insecta; Diptera; Tephritidae
Product: neuropeptide-like 4
Source: RefSeq, a predicted model, not a curated record